CCUGGUGUGGUGGCAGAUGCUCCUGUUGUGGUGCCAGAUGUCCAUGAUGCUCCUGAUGUGGUGGCAGAUGUUCCUGGUGUUGUGCUAGAUGUUCCUGGUGUGGUGCCAUAUGUUCCUAAUGUGGUGCCAGAUGUCAUUGAUGUUCCUUUUGUGGUGCCAGAUGUCCUUGAUGUUUUGGAUGUGGUGCCAGAUGUCCUUGAUGUUUCGGAUGUUGUGCCAGAUGUCCCUGAUGUUCUUGAUGUGGUGCCAGAUGUCCCUGAUGUUUCUGAUGUGGUGCCAGAUGUCAUUGAUGCUCCUGGUGCAGCGACAGAUGUCCUUGAUGUUUCUGAUGUGGUGCCAGAUGUCCCUGAUGUUCCUGGUGUGGUGGCAGAUGUCCAUGAUGUUACUUAAGAAGAAAUCGUCAUGACUUGUACACCUAUGAAGAAGGCCAUCAUGGACUUUGCUGUGUGAAUGUGAUAAUCCUGACUGUUAAGUGACAUUCAAGUAAUCGUCGUGGCUUAUACGCUGAUGAAGAAAGCUGUAUAAUGGACUAUGCUUUUUGAAUGUGAUAAUCCUGACUUUUUCGUGUUAGCGCAAUUUUGACGAAUACCAUUUGCCGAGGUGAUGCUUUGUGUGAUAUUUGUGAAUGCUAUGCUGUUAAAAGCUUACGAGUUGUACAAUAGGCACACAGGUUAUGAACAUGCGAGAUGCAUGUUGCUGAUGCUUGAAUGAACAUGCGAAUUGCAUGUUAUCUCAACUUAUCUGUGAAUGUAUUUUGUAAUAAAAGCCAUGACAG
This is a messenger RNA of Saccostrea cuccullata (small rock oyster), 775 nucleotides long. RefSeq lists its product as uncharacterized. Bases 89 to 406 code for a protein of 105 amino acids. The record is from RefSeq and is a predicted model, not a curated record. NCBI's taxonomy places the organism in Eukaryota, Metazoa, Mollusca, Bivalvia, Ostreida, Ostreidae. The transcript has 2 exons.